Messenger RNA from Nematolebias whitei (Rio pearlfish), 907 nucleotides. It is a transcript of the gene sprn2, whose product is annotated as shadow of prion protein 2. The transcript has 2 exons. The record is from RefSeq and is a predicted model, not a curated record. NCBI's taxonomy places the organism in Eukaryota, Metazoa, Chordata, Actinopteri, Cyprinodontiformes, Rivulidae. The coding region runs from base 74 to 571 and encodes 165 amino acids.
AGCAGCGACGCGUCGAGGAAGAUCAUCUGAAGCGCCGUUUUCCUCACAAACAGCCACUCGAAAGGUAAAAGUCAUGGUGGGGCUGCAGAAGCUUCCCAUCUCAGCGGCUUUCUGCUUUCUUCUUCUUUGCACUCUGUUCCCCAGCUCCGAGGCCCGACGUGGGCGUGGAGGCGGUGGGUUUGGUGGGUUUGGUCGUGGAGGGGGUGGUGGAUACAGCCGGGGAUGGGGUGGUCAGUCCUACAGGCCUGCUCCUGUCCAGAGAAGUGGCCCCAGUGCAGGGAAGGUGGCUGGGGCAGCUGCUGCAGGAGCAAUAGGAGGAGCGAUGAUAGGGUCUGCUCUGAGCCGACCAGGGUACGGGUAUGGGUAUGGAGGUUAUGGGGCAUAUGGGCCAGGGUAUGGUCCACCACGGUACGGAGGUGGCUAUGGCCCCAGGCCUGGCUAUGAGCCCGAGGGCUCCGGGGAUAUGGAGUACUACACUGGGGCCUCCAGUGGCCCCAUCUACAACAGUAUCGUGGUCGUCAUUGGGUUCCUAACGUCCCUGUUAUUGAGCCACUGGGUGGCAGUCGUGUAGAGCUGGAGGCAGAAAUGAGUUCCCAGAAAUUGACAGAACACUAAAAACAGCCACAGCUUGACAGUAAAGCUGAUUAUUUCAGCUCUACCAACAUUUAUCAAGCUCUGCAAGAGGAAACCUCAACACGAAGCUUCAUCCAUCAGAAGAAAAUCCACUUCAGGAUCUUAUUUGUUGCACAUAAUUUGAUUUUGUGAACCAUAUUUGCACUGCACACCACUCAUUUCUUCAAUAAUGCAGUCAUUGAUUUUAUAUUUUCAAUCAUGACAAUUUUACUGAUUUUAUUAGAUCUGGUACUUACAGUGAAAACAUUAUAUUAUUUUUUUUUAUGAUCAAACU